AUGGAAUUCUUAAAAUUUUUUGUAUUACUAACUUGUAUCUUCGGCUUUUUAAGAGCAUAAGAAACAUCUAAUACUUCAUAAAAUUAAAACUCAAGCAAUACUCCAUUAGAGAACGCUGUAGCAUGUGUAAAUCAUUUAGUAGAUCCAUGCACUAAUAUAGAUAAAUAAUGUAAUUAAGAUUACUAUAAAUAUAGUUCAUGUAGUAGUGCUUGCUCCUCUAAUCCAACAGAUAUCAAUUAAUAUUAAACUUGCAUAAGUGCUUGUGUUUCUACAAAUUAGGCUCUCGCAGGCUACAUUACUUAAAUAAACAAUUGUAUAAUAUUAGCAACACCUUCAUCUAGUUUAAUCAUAAACCUUUAUUCAUUAAGUGUUAUUAUACUUAUCUUAAUUUACUGA
This is a messenger RNA of Tetrahymena thermophila SB210, 396 nucleotides long. RefSeq names its product transmembrane protein, putative. The record is from RefSeq and is a predicted model, not a curated record. NCBI's taxonomy places the organism in Eukaryota, Ciliophora, Oligohymenophorea, Hymenostomatida, Tetrahymenidae. The transcript has a single exon.